Molecule: messenger RNA, 978 nt
Organism: Adineta ricciae
Lineage: Eukaryota; Metazoa; Rotifera; Eurotatoria; Adinetida; Adinetidae
Source: the annotation of a GenBank genome assembly
AUGUUUCUGAUUAUACUAUUUAUCGUACUUUUUAUUUAUAUCGUAUUUUUCAAAUUAUACGAUCGGCUUGCCUUUCAACAUGGUCGAUUGUCACGUCCACGUGAUCAGAUUUCCACCACGCCUAUAACACGAAUGGGUCGUGACCAGUUUAUCGAACUUUCUUUCGGUACUGUUCAUUACAUUUACCAUCCAUCUUCGUCGAAAUCAUUACCAUUGAAUGUUUUCGUUCAUGGCUAUUCGACACCAAUGGAAAUGUGGCAAGACAUUUUUCAAGCACUUGUGGAAGACGAUCAACCAUGUUUAGUUUAUGAUCUAUAUGGUCGUGGUUGGUCAGAUUCGCCUCAUGUUCCGAUGAACAUCGAUAUCUUUGUUUGCCAAUUGGCUGAACUACUGUACGCAUUAGAUCUUCCGUAUGAUAAACACAACCUCUAUGGUGUGAGUAUGGGCGGAGCAAUCAUACAACGUUUCACUGAGUUGUAUCCAUCGAAAGUGUCGAAACUUAUUCUUUGUUGUUCUGCUGGGCUUGGUUUAGUCAAACCGCCGAAAUACUACUUUUUUGUCUUGUCGAUUCCUUUUCUUGGCCCAGCACUUUUCAAAUAUGUUAUGCAACGUGGUAAUGAACAAAAAGAUCGUCUACAAUGGGCUUUUCCUGAUAGUGAUCAACAUCGAGAAUACAAACAAUUGUUUCGACUAGGUUGGCAACAACAUCCUGGAUAUUUACGAGCUUUACAUUCGACAUUAACUAAUUUCGAUUUUGAAGCUUCACUGUCGGCCACUCAAGCGAUUGCCAAAUUGAAUAUACCUAUCCUAAUAGUUUGGGGAGAUAACGAUACUUUAAUUCCUGUCGAAAAUGCCUAUCGUUAUCAUCAACUCUACAAAAAUUCGUCGUUGACUAUAAUUCCCGGUGCUACGCAUAUGCUAUUAAUUGAACAUUCGAAACCAAUUAUUGAUGCAAUACGAGUUUUUCUUCAAAAAUAA